Messenger RNA from Lymnaea stagnalis (great pond snail), 10733 nucleotides. The record is from the annotation of a GenBank genome assembly. NCBI's taxonomy places the organism in Eukaryota, Metazoa, Mollusca, Gastropoda, Lymnaeidae.
UUUAAAUUUCUUACUGUUACUUACUGUGUUCAAACUAUUACUAUUAGAAUAAGAAGGUUAAACUUAAUGUAGAAAUUAACAAGCGUCGUUUGCACUAAAGUUAAAGAAUUUCCAUGGAACUUUGCAAAAUGAUUAAAUGAUACAACUUACAACAUACAUGAACUACAACUUAAAAUUUAAAAGAUUUUAUUUUUAAUAGGCUCAUGCUGUUUUAGGUAUAGAUAUGUUGAUAGCAACCUGAAGCUAUUACUAUUAUUAUUAUUGUAUUGUUAGAGACUAUUAUUACUAUUAUAACUAUACAUUAAAAUUAACUUAAUUAAUACUUAUUAUAAUUAUAACUAAUACUUCUACUAUGACACCAUCAUGACAUAUGACUAUGCCCUUUAUGAUAUAUGAUUUAUGAUUAUGACUAUACUAUACUUAUACUGACUAUAACUUAUAAACUUUAUAUAGUAUUAAUUAUUAGACUACCUCUACUUAAAAAAAAAAAGUACUACUACCUACUUAACUCUGCUACUACUAGUAACUAGACUAGACUAUCAAAUUUGACUUAGGUAAGCCUAUUUCAAUUAUAAUAAAUAGCUUUUGUUUAUUUGUAUGCUGUAGGCUAUAUAUAUAUAGUUAUAUAGGAGGUCCCAGCUAAAACUGAGGACGGCUUCCACAGCGUCUUUUGUGUGUUUAUUAUUAGUUGCAGUGAAUUAGUAAUUAGGGUUUAUGCUUAGGUUAGGUUGAGGGAUCGAUUUAGGGUUCAGGUUAGGCAUAGGGAUUGAUUUAGGGUUCAGGUUAGGCAUAGGAGGGAUCGAAUUUAGGGAUACAUUCGUGAAAUUCGAUAAAAUAGUGGCAGUUGUCCCCGUUUUUUACCGAAGUCCCUACUAUUAGGGCCUACCAGUGCUUUUUUUGUGCCGGUACACACCGGUUUGGAGUACCAGCACCUUUUUCAACGUGGGGAAAAAAGUAUUACUUUUCUUGUAUUUUAACGUUUAUUAUUAAUUUAUUAUAUUAUUAAUUUGUUAACAUUGAAUUAUUUUAAAAUUGCAUGCAAAUAAGAAUUAAAAUAUAAAAUUCGAAACUGCUUUCCGCAUACAGUUGUAAUAUUACGUCAUUGGUUAUUAACCUAUUUCCGGUCAUGGUUGUUUCAAAAUUUGAAUGGAAUAAUUAAGACUUAAAGAAAUUAAAACGAGCGCAGUUAGAAAUUGAUAAUUUAAGUACAGUAAUAAUUAUUUCUUAGCCCACUUUGGAAAUGAAGAAAAUUUCUGAAUUCUUUUCGCAUUCAAUCGAUGUUCCGACUGGGACUUUACCGGUAAGUAAGAAAAACAGACUGACUGAAGAAAUAACGGCAGAAGCCAAUGUCACAGAAGAAACCCUAAUGGAACUAUCGGAACCAAAGCCGUCAGAUAUCGUUCUUGGUUCCUCUUUUACUUUUGAACAACUGCAGCCUGCAGAUGUUGAUUGGCCUACCUGCUGGGCUUUCGAUCAAAGAAAUUAUUUCCUUGUGAAAUAUGAUUGGCUAUCUAUCCAUAAUAAAAAACUUGGUUGUAUCGCUUGCCGAAAAGUUGGCAAUCUCGGAGUCGAGGCAAAGAUGGGAAUGAAGGUAUCGAACGAAUGGGCCGACAAUAAAAUAACUUACUUCGGUACUAAUCGACAACAACAGCUUAUGUCUUUAACUCAUUCCCUCCGGCAGCGCUGCUUCCGGACUUAAUUUAUUUUCCUGAGAAAAGGGAAGCAACUCAGUUUUGAAAUUGAUAUAUAUUUUUAAAAUAUUUUUUUUAAGUUGCUAAAUAUUAUUUAAUGUUAAUGAAUUAAGAACAAAUGCAACAAAAAAUGAAUAAGGUUUAAUAUAAAUAUAACAUUAGCGGGGGAAAAAUAACGAACAAUGGCCAAAAAAAUCGAUUUUCGGCACCUCCGACGAACACGUGGUACAUAUAGACGCGCCGUACUAAAGCACACGUAGUUUUAAAGUGAAACAAGAUAAAAACUUCCGGUUUCUAAAUUAAAAUCACGCAGAAAUCACGCCAUAGCCGGAAAUCUCGAGGGGUGCGAGAUUUCAUUGCUAUUUUUAACUAAAAAUAAGAGAGGUGUGUCGCUAUGCGCCGGGAAGCAUUUGGACGCAUCAGUAGGAACCCCCCGAGGACGCAUUUAGUCGCAACCGUCGGGAAUGAGUUAAGAAAGAAAUUAUUCGAUCAUAAAGAAACUGCGGCACACAAAGCUGCGCUUAAGAUCCUAACAGAAGCAGAGGCAGCACCUAUUGAGAAAGUGUUGUUAAAGGCAUUAACUCUUGAUAAAAUCGUAACUGCAAAGAUUUUUCGUACAGCAUAUAAAGUAGCCAAAGAAAACCUAUCGUUUCAUAAUUUCGAAUCUGAAAUAGAUUUGCAAGAACUAAACGGAGUUGAGAUGGGCCGUAUUCUUCAUUCAACCAAUGCUUGCAUAAAUGUAGUGAAUCACAUUAGUUGUGAAAUGAGAAAAAAAUUGUUACAAGAAAUUGUACGGUCGAACAAUAGAAUUUCAUUGAUCAUCGAAGAAUCAACUACGCUUAGCCAAAAAUCGACUUUAAUUGUGUAUAUUCGUGUUUGUCUUGCAGACAGUGGAAUGACCUCACCAGUAAAUUUAUUCUUGGAUUUGGUAGAACUCGAAAGUGUAACCUCAAAUGGAAUUUUUGCUUCUUUACUACACUGCCUUCAUUUCUAUGGGUUAACAGAAGACUUUCUAAGAAAGAACUUAGUUUCUCUUGCAUGUGAUGGAGCAGCUGUGAUGUUGGGAAGCAAAAGUGGCGUCAAGACAUUGCUAAAAGAAAAGUUUCCAUCAGUUCUGGUUUGGCAUUGUGCAAAUCACCGACUGGAACUCUCCUUUGAUGAUGUCGUUAAACAAGUUUCAGGGAUCAACAGAUUUAAGGCAUUCAUUGAUAAACUGUAUGUAUUUUAUCAUUCUUCACCCAAAAAUUGCAGAGAAUAGCAAAUAUGUGCUAGUUUGUUAGAUGCUGAGUUGUUAAAAAUUGGAAGAAUGUUAAGCACGCGAUGGGUGGCAUCCAGCUUCCGUUAUGUUUUAGCAGUUUGGGAAGAUUUUGAAGUUUUGGUACAACAUUUUGAAGAAGCAAAACUUGACUCAACCAGAGACAAAAAAGAUAAAUGCAUGUAUGAAGGUUUGCAGUGAAAGAUUACUUCUACUGAAUUUGUACUAGACCUCGGAUUGAUAUGCGAUGUGCUCCAAGAAUUGUCAGAGUUAAGUUUGGAUUUUCAAGAGCGCAACAUAGUCAUCUACAGAGCAGAUAAAAAAAUCACGGCUGUUAUACAGAUUUUUGAAGAAAGGCAAAUUAUUCCAGGCCCCUAUUAUAAAAUUGCGGCCACUGCUGUAGAUAGUAACCUUUUCAAAGGAGUUUGACUUCACUCCAAAAACUGUACCAGUGAUCCACCAAUUGACGUAAAAGCUUUUUACAAAAAACUACAAGAAUCAAUUGAACAAAGGUUGCUUUCUAGUGAAGAUGCUGAGUUGGCAUAUUGGGCUCGAGUGCUCGAUACAAAGCAAUGGCCGGGCAACAUUGGUACUCACUUAACAUUUGGCGAAACAGAAAAGAGAAACUUGUCAACAAGAUUGCAAUUAAACGAAAGAAUAAUGAUUCGCGGAUUUCGUGAAUAUCUCAUCAAAAAAAACAUUCCGGAUAAACUACUUCCUUUGCAAAUUGCUCUCAGUACAAUCCCAAUUUCUUCAAGUGAAGCCGAAAGAGGAUUUUCGCAAAUGAAUCUUAUCAUCACCCCGACAAGAAGUUCAUUGAUGACAACAACUGUAUCUUCACUGUUACUUAUCAGAUUAGUUGGACCACCACUUGUACGUUUUGACCCUACAAGAUACGUUGAUUCAUGGUUGCUUAGAGGCAGACAUUCAGUCACAGAUACCAACAGCAAAGAACGCAGUCCGGAAAUGUCAGAUGAGAACUUGAUCAAACUUUGGAAUUUAUUAUGAAUAAUUUACCCGGUAUUCAACAUUUAUAUUUCAUUUUUAACAGGGUUCUUUCCUAUAAAACACAAGAGAACUUAACACAAUUUUUUUUAAGUAAAUCAAGAAUAACUUGAAUAAGUUGUUAGUUAAAUUUUACAAAUCAUAAAAAAUGUAUACGUUAUACUUAUAAAGUAAUAAUAAAACAAUUUAAGUUGGUUAAUUAUAAAAUAAAAUUGUUUUAGACAUUUAGUAUCUUUGCAGUUGUGAUUUAGCUUGCAUCGAGGUGCGAACUGGUAGUUAAACGUUAGCCAAUCCAUCACUGAGUACCGGCACCUAUUUUUUUUUACAAAAAAAGCACUGGGGCCUACCAUUACUAUCAGAUUAGUAUUAGCUUAGGUAUUGUAUAUCUUGCUGAAGCUGUGUUUUUUUUUAUAGUUAUAACAAAAUAUUUAUAAUUUGUCUAAACUUUUUUUUCUGUUGUAUUUGAAUUUGAGUGGUGACCAUUAUUCGAAAUUGACAUAAUAAAUUAAGUAAUUGAUAAUUGGUUGACGAGAUUGAAAUUUUAUUUUAAAAACAAAUAAAGUUCAGUUUUCUAUUUGAUCUGCCUUAUAACAUAUUAUCCCUAUGCCCUAUAAUGCCUAUAUAUAUUAGACACAUUUACUGUACAAAAAAUGAAUAAUAAAUAAAUUUUAUAUAUUUAUAUGUGUACCGGGGUAUAUGUAUAUAUAUAUAAUUAUAUAUAUAUUAUAUAUAUAUUAUAUAGGCUAUACCAUAUAUAAUAUAUACACCAACACAUAUUUUAGCGUCUAUACCAGGGGUCACCCAACUUUUUUCACCGCUGGCCAGAUAGUUGAGAUAGCGGAUAAAAUUACAAGCAUGGUCUGUAUAAUCAUUAUUUGCAAUACUUGCAAGCCAGAAUGAAAGCUCUAGGGAAAAAAGACGAAAAACUAGUUUUAAUAUUCCAUGUUAAUGAUGGGUGAGUAGCGUGCACAAUGUACAAAAAACAAAGAUAUCCAACAUAUUUAUUUACUAAAAUGUUAUCAAAGAAGGUGACGUUAGCUAAAAGAAUCUCACAAACUAAGAAAAAAAUGGUUAGUGAGACUUGUGAAACUGAUGUUUGGCUUUCAAGAUAUCAUCUGAAUCAUCAAUGCAUGGUUAGAAAUGCUACAUCCAAUCAAAAGAAUUGGUUUCGAAUGUUCAUCAAUCCAGGAAGGCAGUAUUCCAAAGAAUCUGCUGUAUGGAGAGUUGGCAAGAUGUAUUGGACGACCGUGGCUGCAAUUUAAGGACAUUUUCAAAAGGAGCAUGAGGGAAGCCAACAUAGAAAUCGACCUAUGGGAGAUCAUCACUGAGCACAGUUCCAGCUGGCCAACAGCAGUAUAUGAAUGAGUAAAAAAAGACAUUAGAUUCGUGAAACGAAGCCCUUGCAACAAAAAGAGAAGUACAGAAGACCAAAUCUAAACAGAAGUCAAGGUUCUCACUUGAGAAGUGCAGCUGAGACUGCCAUUCCAGGAUCUGGUUCAUAAGCCUUUUGAUGAUGUGUUAAUAGCUACUCUAUCGACUCGCGAAGACAGAAUUAUGCCAUGCCCGUGGCGAAAUUUUGAAACUUAUCCACCGGUUCGUGGCACCUUAAAGAUUUGGGAAACUUUCAUUGAUUGUUUAUCAUGACAACGGCAUGGACCUUUUAUAACUAGUGUUUGGCAAUGUGGGGAAACAAAAUGAUUAAAUUAAAGUUAUUACAGGAUGGAAAAGCAAGUAAAUUUCUUAAAAAACAAACUAAAAAAACGAGUCUCUUACUCUUACAUUUUUGUUAAUGCCAAUUAUUUAUAAUUACCGGUACAAAUGUUAUUAUUAAAUUUAAGGUUGUGUGCCAAAUUUAAGUUCUUCUAUGGGGCACAGCUUUUUUAUAUUUUCUCGUGGGCUUGUUUCUUACUUAACAAUUUGUUCCGAUUUUGAGACAUGCACAGCAGAGCCGUCAUGCUUCUUUACCAUUUAGAGACUCAUGCUACUUUUUGGCUUUGUCUUAGUACUACCAGCAUUCAUAGAUGAUAGUUGAUUAUUUUUACACCACAGCUAUGGCCCCCUCAAAUAUUCAAAGUCACCUUCAACUGAAGGAGUUGCAGAAUCCACAUGAUGGCUCUGCAUGUCUCUAAAAAUUAGCCUUUUAUUAUGACCACCCACCUUUUCCAUUUUUAUUCUAGAUAGAGCAGCACAAACUUUUUUUUUUUUGAAUUCCCAAAUGUAAACUUAGCAAUAGAAAAUUAAUAUUUGAAUCACUAUGAAAAAUGAGCAUGAUAACAAUCAAUAGUUCUCUGAUGCAUAAGCUUCAUUUGUUAAGGGGCUUGAAAACAUUUAAGUAGGCCUAUUGCCAAUUAUGUGCUUUAUUUAAAAAUAUUAGUCAAAACCCAUUUUUAAAAAAAGUUUUGUGCAUAUAGUUGCAUAUGUUUAUGGCGUAAAAAGGAUAUGUAAGGAUAAAUAUCUAUCCUAUACAAAACAAAAAUAAAAAAUGUGUAUACAUACUUAAUUUUUUAUUUGUUGAAUGAAUUCCUCAAAGUAUAAAGUCUAAAUAAAUUACAUCAGGACAAAGUAAGAUUUUAAACAAUUUAAUUUUUAGCAAGAAAAAAAUAUGGAGAUGUGUAGAAGUAGAUUCAAACUUUAAAUAUUUUUAAUGAAACAUACUUGUUUUGGUAAAUGCAAAGAGAAUGCGCCAUGAUUUUUCCCAUGGCCAUAAAAAUAAGGAAUAAUAUUUAUAGCCAAUACUAGUGAUACUGAUGUGAAUAAUGUGAUUAGUCUCGACCCUAAGCCUUAGACUAAAGCUGACACAUCCAAUGGGCUCAAUGGCAUGGCUAUAAAUAAUAUUCCAUAAUUCUAAAUCUAAGCAUUAGUUUACACUCAGCAAUCACUGCAGCAGUGAAUUUUAAUCUGCCUGUGUGUCUUUGUUUUAAAACCAUACCGGUACUAACAGGCUUGAGUUUGAGCCUAUGCUCUUAAAGUCCCAGUUAGUACAUUGGCAACCAGCUCCAUCUGCUGGACUCUCCUAUAUAACAUUGUCAUGAUGUAGGACUUCCUACCACCCUUGUACUUGUAUCCCCUGCACCAUGUGCUACUGACUCCAGGGCCAGUGUGCAGUAUCAGUGCCAGCACAUCGGAUCCCUGUUGUUGUCUAGCCUGUUGAGUAUGCGUUAGUGGUGCAGUGUUUGAUUCUCAAAUGAGUCAACAGACUCUGAUUUCAGCAUCCCCGUUUCCACCUGGGGUCUUGUCUGCUAGGAAGCAAUAGGUGUUAUUGAAUACACCUCUGGCCUUCGUGCUUUAUGCCUAUUGCCCUUUGUUCCAAAAAUCUCUGCCAGUUAGUUUUUGAUACAGGGAUAGUGAGUGGUGUUACUGGUUUGGACUGGUCAGCCCCGGUUUUUGCCAGAGUGUCCGCGUUUUCAUUGCCCUUCACGUUAUUGUGGCUUGAUACCCAUUGCACUGUUAUCUUACCUCAGAUUUUCUUGAUCUUACCCAUGCCAUCCAAUCUGACGUCAAUCAAGUAGGUGUUUGUGCUGUCUUAUUCAAGUUCUCGAAAGCAGAUACCCUAUUGAAUUGGAUAAAUCACAAAGUCAAGUCUCUCAAACUCCAACCUCUGCAGCGUACUUUGCACACUUUCCAGUGCCUUGUGAAAAGGCUCCAACUCUGCAUCGAAAUUCAACGCUGCAGUCCCACAGGGCCCUGAACGUUCAUUAUUAGUUGGCACUCCAAUUGGAAAAACCCAAAACCCACAACCAGUGGGCACUCUUCUCUACAAUCAACCCCUUCAGUAUCCUGCAUACGCUGAUGACAUAGCACUGUGAAGGAAAAGUAUUAAAGACGUAUCAAAGCUUAUAUUAAAUUAGAAGACGCAUCACUACACGCAGGGCUUGAGGUUGUCAACCAAAAAACAAAAUAUAUGACUAUGAUAAGAGAAAAACAGACUGAUAAAGCCAUUAAAAUUAGAAACCAGACUUUUGAAAAAGUAAAUCAAUUCAAAUACCUAGGAUCUUUAUUAAAUAAAAGAAAAUGAAUUACUAACAGAAAUAAAAGUAAGAAUAUCAGCUGGAAACAGGGAAUAUGUCAGUAGGUAGUCAGAAAAUACUCAAAAGCAAAAACAUUACAAGGAAAACUAUUUAUAAAACUGUAAUCAGGUAAGAUACGCAAGUGAAACUCAGACAAUAACAAAACAGCAGAAAACCUAUUCAAUACAUAGGAGAGAAAAUUUCUCUUGAAAAUAUGUGGAACAGCAAAGGAUGAAUAUGGAUGUAGAAUAUAAACAAACCAGGAAUUGCAGUCUAUGUCAGGAUCCCAUGCAGAAAUAAAAAAGGGUAGGCUAUGCUGGACAGGACACUUAUAAAGAAUGCAAAAUGACAGUGGAGUAAAGAGGAUACAUCAACAAAACUCCAGAGGAAAACGGCUCAAACUCGAAGGCAGACCUAGGCUUAGAUGGAUGGAUGAUGUGGAAAAAGAUCUACAGCAGCUGGGAAUCCAAGCAUGGAAAAGAAAAGCAUUAGUUAGGUCCAAGUGGAAGUAGCGAGGCAGGCCAAAGCCGUACAUGGGCUGUAGCACCACAGGGAUGGAUCCUUACUCCACAAUUCUUUCUCUGAAUUUGGUGGAUCCGUUCGGAAAAUCUUUCACCGUGGUUUCCCCAAACCCUUCAAUUGUCUCCAAGGGCUGCCACUUUCUAAACAUGUGACAGGCCUGCGUUUUGUCAAUGCUGUGUCAUGCAUUCAAAGCCAAACAUUUUCACUACUAAGAUGUCUAGUAAGAAAAAAUUAAUAAAUUUCUUUGAAGCAGGCUUCAAAUAUUAAGAAAUAAUAAUGGUCAAUGUGAAUGCUACAUUAUUUAUGUUCAGUUAUGUCACAUUUAUAUAUAAUAUAUAUAGACAUUGGUGCCACCCUACUUCAAAAUUACCUAUAUAAUAAUAUAUAACUAUGUGUACUUAUAAAUGGGGAUUUUAAUUUCUGCUGAUAUCAAUAGGGUGUGGUAUGGUCAGAUAUGCAAAGCAUUUGAGAGCUGCUUACCAAUUUUAAUAAAUUUUAUACAUUUUUUAUCUUUUAAAAAAAGUAUUUUUAUUUAUUAGUAAUAAUAAAGAUAGAUUUACUAUUGGUGUAUUUUUAUUUUUAAAAGAUCUGGAUAUUUUAUUAUUUUUGUUUAUGUAUCAUCAUGUAAAUCAAAAACCAAUUACUAGUUUUUAAACCAACAACCAGAAAUCUAUUUAUCAUUUAACAUCCUCUACUGGUAUUAUAAAUUAUGUACUCCAACCUAAAUUGUUAGUACCGGUAGUAAACUAGUAAGUAAUGAAAACAGAACAUCAAACUUGUUUUGUUUUUUUUAAAUUCUCCUGUUUUACCAAUAAUAUAAUGUUUCUCUAAACUGAUUUCAUUAUUGAGAUUUUUUUUAUUUAAAAGGUUUAAAUGUAUCAGUUCGCAAGAAACUAUGGUCAUUAUGGCUGGUUGCUGGGGGCUGUUGGUGCCACUGUCACAACUAUGUAUCCCCAUACCUUUGGCCUUGAAUAUCAAAAAGAACAAUUGACAAGUCAUUCACAUGGAAAACCUGCUGCGGUGGAUAGCGAGGUUCUCUAUUUAGCCGAGGAGGUAGGUUAUAAAAAUAGUUUAUUUUUAGUUUCAGUAUAUGUAAUUACGGGUACCCGUACAGAGAGUUCUUUGUCAACGCUACAUGCCUUGAAAUUAAUAUGGUAUUUUAAUAACUUGAAAAUCAACAUGAAAAUGAAAUGAAGUAAGCUGUAACUUUUCCAAAAUUAUUUUUCCAUAAAGUGAUGAUUUUUAUUAUUACAGAUAAAACAGGAUCUGAAUAUAAAAGAAAAUGCUUUUGUGAAGCAUAACCUGCUUGACUUUGUUCAAACAGAUAGACCGGAUUUCACCACUAAAGGCUUUAUGUCUACGAAAUGGGGUGCAGUUGUGGGAGUUCCAAUAUUUUUUUCAUCCCAGUCUUUCGAAAAAGCUAAUGAAAACAGUAAAAUCUUCAAUUUAGAUUUGAGUACUGUGGAAGGACAAAAGAUUAUGGAAACUUUCAGAUUAAGUAGAGCUGCUAAAAAGUUUGCAUUAGCUAGAGAAAUUAAUAAGUCAAAUUCUAAUAAAGUUUAUGUUGACUCAGCUGGUUUGGGUUUAGCUAUUACUAGUUUUUAUGUGAUAGCAGAUUCACUUGCAAAUUUGUUCUCUAUCAGAGGAGCUAAAGUAUUAUCAUUUCUUACCAUGGCUCCUUUAUUUACAGUGUGUUAUAUCAAAAUGAAUGAUAAGUAUAACAAUUACUUUGAAAAGAAUUGUGACAAAAAGGCUGCGAGAAUUGAUAGGGAAACAGCAUGUGGUGGAAUUGAGUACUACACUGCUCUUAUUACCAGAAAAGAACUUCUUCAAAAUUUAGGGAAAGAUAAUGUACCUGAGAAAAAAGAUAUUAUAUUUGGUGAAAAGUGGCGAAAGUAUGACAUGACCUUGUCUGAGAAAAAGACCUUUUUAAUUCGAACCAUUAAAGAGUAUUAUCCUGAUGAAGAAUUUGUUGAAUAACAGGUGUUAAAAUAGAUUUGUUAAGGUUUAAAUCUAACUAAUGCAAGCCAAAAAAAGCAUAAAAAUUAAUGUUAGAGAAAAUUUGAAAAGAAGAAUAUCAUACAUUUAAAUUAUUUUAUAAUUUAGGCUUACACAAAAAUUAUUCUUCAUUAUUUAGGAUAUGUGCAUAAAAUUGUAUUGUAAUAUCUUGGAGGACAUAAAAAUGUUUUCUCCCUGAACUUCAUUAGGAAAGUAAAAUAAAAAUUAUAAAACACUUGUUUGUGACUUCCUUAU